GUUGUGAUAAUAAUGUAUUUAUUUUCUCAUGCUGUUUUUUUCUCAGUCUGCAGAUCGUCACAACCGCCUGUUCAGAGGCUGAUGGCGAUGAGGAAGGACUUCAUUGAGGGGGUGAACGUCUCUGUCAUCGGAAGCCUGCUGGAUGACUUGCUGCAGAUCAGAGUGUUGAACGAUAGCGAGGUGGAGGCAGUGAAGCAGGGGGAGACCUGCACCAGUGCCAAGGCUCGCAACCUGAUCGACAUGGUGAGGAAGAAGGGGAGUGAAGCAAGCAAGGCACUGCUAUCCAAACUGGAGAAGAGGGACCCCAUGUUCUAUAAAUCACUUGAAACUGUUUAGUGCAAAUUGUUCAAUAUAUAGAAUUGACGAACACAAAACACAAACAAUGAAGGUCCGGCUGGGCAGUAGCCUUCAUGGAUCCUUUUCUCUGUUUUUAAUUUUAAAUUUCUCUCUCCUCUUCUCCGCUCUCGUUCCGCCUCCGAACACCCACCCGGAGUGCAGAGAGCUGCAGGUAUUUAUGCAGGUGACCAUCUCCCGAUUAGUAACAAAUUAAUCACUUAAUUAAUUCGGGAGAUGGCCACCUUCUACGUGAGGUUUUUAAUUGUGGAUGGGACUUCCCAUCCACGCUACAAAACACAAAAACAAAACAAAACCGCACGGCUAUCCCGUCAUUUACACAAACAUCAAUACAAAAACAAAACAAAACACACAGCGGUUCACCAUCAUAUUUAAAUACAUGAAUACAAUAAAUAAAUCAUAAGAAACAAACACAAAAUAAACUGCACAGGGGCGGAGGGGGAAACCCUGUUCUGAAAAUAAAGAAACAACACAUUUAAGCAGGGCUUUCCUACCACCCUGCUACACACAGCUUAAUAUCAUCUCCAUAGAAAAGAAUAAUACUCAAGGAAGUUCAACUUCGUUCAACCUCCAGCUUUGCAAAUUGCAUCAGUUUGAUUUCUUUUUUAACUACA
Molecule: messenger RNA, 968 nt
Organism: Acipenser ruthenus (sterlet)
Lineage: Eukaryota; Metazoa; Chordata; Actinopteri; Acipenseriformes; Acipenseridae
Product: caspase-1-A-like
Exons: 2
Coding region: 13-336 (107 amino acids)
Biological process (GO): proteolysis; regulation of apoptotic process
Molecular function (GO): cysteine-type endopeptidase activity
Source: RefSeq, a predicted model, not a curated record